CCCCUCCCCCAAUCUGGAAGGCCAGUCACUAGAAAGUUAGCGUCAUUAGUAUAACGUAACAUGCCAAAUGCCACCACCUGUAUCAUCAGGUUUGAAGUGUUCCCUUCCAAACCAUAACACCUGUAACUCCAAAUUUUCGUCCUGUUUCUUCAAGCAUCAGCCAAUCCUCUGUUUAUGAACCAUAUAAACCGGAAAGCUAAUGGGAAGGUUUGAUCGGAAUAAUCUUCAAAAAUUUAAUCAUAGUAAUUUCAUCGUAGUUCUGGAGUAUUAAAUUCCUAAUAACGAGUUUGAUUCAGGAAAUUAAAAAGAUGAGUCAAGAACAGCCACAAGGGGACCAGAACAGGGGAAUUAUGUAUGGAGAUGUGUUCAACGUCUCAGGUGAAAUAGCCUCCAAGAAUAUUGCACCAAGAGAUGCAGCAGCGAUGCAAUCUGCCGAAAACAUAGUGCUGGGACAGACUCAAAAAGGAGGUCCCGCUUCGGUCAUGCAAUCCGCCGCCGAUUUCAACGAGAAUAUCGGCGUUGUCGGACACGAUGAAGCGACUGAUAUCACCAGAGAUCAGGGCAUCACCAUCGCCGAAAGGGUUGUCGGCGAUCGCCGUGUGAUCGCGGAAGCCGUCGGCGGCGAGGUCGUAGGUGGGUAUGCGACUACGAAGGGUGCUGGUGGAGGCGGCGGUCAAGUUGAAGGCCAGGGUAGAUCGGGUGGUGGUGAAAUCACCAUCGGAGAAGCACUUGAGGCUACGGCGGUUGCAGCCGGUAACAGACCGGUGGACGCUAGUGACGCGGCGGCUAUACAGGCGGCUGAAGUCAGAGCUACUGGAUUGGGUCAAAUAAUGCCUGGUGGAAUUGGAGCGGAAGCUCAAGCUGCUGCGAAUGCGAAUCCAUUGAUUGAAAGAUACCAAGACAAAACCAAGCUUGGAGACAUUUUGCGGGAUGCGACUCAUAGGCUUCCUGGUGAUAAGCCGGUGACAGGAGAGGAUGCCGAAAGAGUGGUGGAUGCCGAAACCGGGAAUGAUCCUCGCGGACGCGGCGCUACUCACCCUGGCGGCGUGGCUUCUGCUUUAUCUACUGCGGCGGCACUUAACGAGCAGCCUAACAGGCCAUGAAAAUUGAAAAUUCCGGGAGUGAUUUUCUUGCAGAAAUACUAGGGAAUAAGUAAAGUAAAAAUUGAGUGCGGUUUGUUUUACUUAGGUCAUGAAUCAUCCAUUUGUAAUAAAAUCGUGGAAUGUGGCAUGUUUGGGGUAAAGAAAUG
Molecule: messenger RNA, 1249 nt
Organism: Oldenlandia corymbosa var. corymbosa
Lineage: Eukaryota; Viridiplantae; Streptophyta; Magnoliopsida; Gentianales; Rubiaceae
Source: the annotation of a GenBank genome assembly